Molecule: messenger RNA, 3199 nt
Organism: [Torrubiella] hemipterigena
Lineage: Eukaryota; Fungi; Ascomycota; Sordariomycetes; Hypocreales; Clavicipitaceae
Source: the annotation of a GenBank genome assembly
CCAGGGACGGGUAUUAGCCACGCGAGGGCUGAAGGAACCGCUUGUUUGUCUGCUUCAAGUUCGUGAGAAAAGCCGAGCGGCUGCAAGUGCAUAUAUUUAGACCGUGUUCGCCCCUCCAAGUCACCAAGAUGCUUCAAGCUUGACUCAAGCGAUCUGGCAUCGAGAUAGUUUGCUAACUUCUGCACUCAUCAUGUCUCCCUCAGUCGACAACAUGGUCCCGCUUAUGGACUUGGAUGCCGUGCCGCCGUUUUGGCGCAGAAAGAAUGGCAUCCUCCUCUACUUCUUGCUCACCUCUUCGCUCCUGGCCAGCGCUGCGCUAGGUAUCGAUGGUUCCAUGACCAACGGUAUGCAGGUCUUGCCCUCGUGGCAGGACCGUUUUGGACACCCAGAAGGCUCGACGCUGGGCUUCUUUGGCGCCUCAAGCGCUAUUGGCGGCGUUGUGCCGUUCAUCUUCCUCAGCUGGAUUGGCGACAAGUUCGGCAGACGUGUGCCUACGGCGCUGGGCUCCAUCAUCAUCAUCACAGGCGUCUUGGUUGAAUUCUUUGCCACAUCGCUCAACAUGUACAUUGGCGGCAAGAUUGUACUGGGAUUUGGCUCGUCGCUUAUCCAAAUGGGUGCUCCGGUGCUUGUUACCGAGCUGAGUCACCCCAAAGAACGUGUUCGAGUGACAACCUUUUACAACACGUCCAUUGUGCUGGGCUAUGUCAUUGGCGCAUGGGCCACGUACGGCUGCUUCCAGAUUCCCAACUCGUGGUCCUGGCGACUGCCCACGCUGAUUCAGAUCGUCCCCUCGGCGUACCAACUGCUUCUCAUCUUCUUCUGUCCCGAAUCCCCUCGAUGGCUCGUUGCCAAGGGACGCCCUGAAAAGGCCAGGGACAUCUUGAUCAAGUACCACGGAGAGUGUGACCCCCAGUCUACUCUAGUUGAGUUGGAGUUUCAGGAAAUCACAGUCGCCAUUGCCAAGGAAAAGGAACAGAAUAUCACUUGGAAAGCAUUCUUUUCGUCUGCGGCAAACCAGAAGCGCAUUGCUCUCUGCUUUGCUACAGCACUCUUCAGUCAAAGUUCCGGUAACCUGCUAGUCUCCAACUAUCUCACAGAGAUUCUCAAGAACACGGGCGUCAACGAUGACAAGGACAUCACACUUGUGAACGGCAUGGUCACACUAUGGCAGUACAUUGUCGCACUGAGUGUCACUGCCCUCAUUGACCGAUUCAAGCGCCGAACGUUCUUCGUGAUCGGAUCAGGUGGUGUGGUGGUCACGUUUAUUGCGUGGACCAUCGCCGCACAGCAGUACGUUGACAAGGGCUCCCUCCCCGCUGGAAAGGUGGUGCUUGCAUGCAUCUUCAUCUUCCAGGCCUUUUAUACAUUUGCCUGGACCAACCUUGUCGUCACCUAUCCGCUGGAAGUGGUGACGUAUCAGAUGCGUGCCAAGGCCUGGGCCUUUGUAUUGCUGACGAUCCAAGUGUCUUCCAUCUUUGGCAGCUAUGUGAACCCUAUUGCACUGCAAAACAUUAGCUGGAAGUUCUACAUUUACUACUGUGUCUGGGUUACAGCCAUUUUCUUGAUUGUAUACUUCUUCUUUGUGGAAACUGCAGGUCCUACGCUCGAAGAGUUGAGCUAUCUGUUUGAGGGCGAGAGUGGUCAGAAAGAUUUUGCGGAAAAGGCCUUGAAGCUGGACGAUGACCAGGCCAUGGUGGAGGAAAGAUCAACAGUAUAGAGUUUGCGAUGUCUUCGGUCAAAAUGCAGAAUAAAUAACAUGAAAAUUUAGUUUAUGUACACUGGAUGCUCAAUGUCGUCGGGCUAUUUUCCUUCCGUACGUAUGCCCCGUAGAGACACUUAGGCGGUAUUCCACUUCCAUGUGGAUAGUUCCAAAUCUCCAUAACCUUCAUGGAACUCUCUUGGAGGGUCGGGAGAGUAUUCUGUUAUAUUAGCUGGCGGCUCCGAGGCCAAGUACAUGCAUUCGGACAACAAACUGAGGGCAUGUCCCAUCUCUGGUCCUCGAUACCACACCCCCAUGACACAGAAUCUUCGUCUAGAAAGGCGAUCCCAGCCGUCAUUAACACGGAAUCCAUCAUCACCAUUCAUGCUUAUAGUAAUUUUGCGUCGUAUUGGACAGAAGAAGAUGACGGUUGUCUCUAUGGGCUGAUUGGCAAUGGCCUGCUCCAUAGAAUGUACCGAAACAGCACUCAGAUGUCCAAAUGAUCCCUUCAAAUAUUCAAAUACUUCCUUUGCUGAUCCAUUUAGCUUUAGAUAUUGAAGUGAGAGAUGUGUAAGAGUGUUUGUUACUCGGUCCAGUAGCGCAAUCAGUGAUGCCGGACUGAGAUAGCUGAUGCCGUCCAAUUUCAGAUGGGUAAGACUCGGGAAGCUCGCAGCCUGCUUGAUACAUUGAAACACGCAGAUUCUAUUAACUGUUCCGUGUGUAUCGCGCAUCUGCAGCCUUGUGAGGCUCUUGGCUCUGCAUACCAAAUCAGCAGCAAUCUGCGCAUCAUCGCCAUUUGCUCGUAGGCGGAUCGCCAAUUGAAGUGUUUUGAUCUUUGCCCACGCCUCCCAGAACGACGGUGAGGAGUAUGACGAUGGAAGGAUUCGGCAGAGAUCCAUCUCAGCAGGGACAGUCUCUAAGCUGAUAAAGAAGUGGUCGAUGGGCGGCAUGCCAAGCCCCAUGGCGUGGAAGAUGAUGGACAGCACAUCUGCUGCUGAGAGGCUCGUCUCGUCCCGCACCGCCCCAUGAUGGUAGUCUCGCAGAACUUCCACGGUUGUACAGUUUGGAAAUGACUUUGUGAGAAUGCGGACAAUGCGAGCGACAUUUUCCGAGUCCAGACGGGCAAAUCCGUCGGCGUCGCGCGGCCAGUGCAGAUGCGCACCAAACGCCUCACUGCUGAGAAACCAUAUGCGGCGAACCUCUUCUCUUCCCGUCGCUAGCUGGAUAAUACUUUCAAGCUCGUCGAUAUUUGUCUCGGAGAGCGUAAAAUUGAGUGUGUCAAAGACGCGAGCUUCCCAGCGCGGUUGGCAUGCCUUGUGGAGGUGGCGGCAAACUAGCCUGACAGAGGGGAUGUCUUUUCGGUCCAAGAAGUAUAUAACAGAAUCUACAAGCUCGUUGGAGAGGCUGAGCAGCAUUAUCUAUGCGUGUACCGAUAGUUGUUGGGAGAGCGAAGCAUGUUUGAUGUUGACGAAUGCGGGAUGGAGAAUACGAGUGCAGGGC